CUCCAACUCAGAUAAGAAUCCCCAGAGACCCCGCCAGUUGAAAGCUGGGGCCUGCAGUCUUUUUAGGUCCAUUGUUGCGUAAUUCGCUUCGGAAUGGCACAUUCAAGUGGCUCCCUUGGAGGAAGGGGAAAUCUCAAUGUUGAGUUUUGCACUCUAGGCAUGUUCAUUCUUGAUGAUAUUGAUUUCGAAGGAACCCAGCCGAGUGUGAAGAAUGUGCUUGGUGGUGCUGCAUCGUUUGCGGUCGUUGGAGCACGUCUCGUCGCUGGACGAGAAUAUUCACAGUCCGUGAGCUGGAUUGUCGAUGUUGGCUCGGACUUUCCGCCCGAAAUCAUUGAAGUGCUGAAAGCAUGGAAUACAGACACUAUGUUUCGUGAAGACUUUGGUAGGCUGACUACGAGGGCGUGGAAUGGCUACGGGCCCAACGAGAAACGAGACUUUCGAUAUCUAACUCCAAAGUUACGAUUGGAGCCAUAUAUGCUUUCUGAGUCUCAGAUCUUCUCCAAGACAAUCCACAUGGUCUGCUCCUCAUCCCGAUGUGCAUCCAUUGUGCAGGAUAUUCUGCGCCGCCAGGAAGUAUUUAAAAAGGAAGGAAAGGGUCCCUCGUCUAGGUCCAAGCAUAGAACUAUCUUCGUUUGGGAGCCAGUGCCCGAUAUGUGUUCUCCUGAGGAGCAGGAGAAGUUCUUUGCUGCGUGCAAGAUGGUGGAUGUUGUGAGCCCUAAUGACUUGGAGUUGGGAAUGAUGUUUGGGCAACCGCCCUGGGUUGAAGGGGAAAGGCAUGGCAAGGAAAUAGUGGACAAAAUUCUUUCCUCGGGAAUUGGGCCCGAGGGAAAUGGGCAUUUAGUUAUCAGGGCAGGGAAGGAUGGUAGCUACACAUUCUCUAGAAACGAGAGGAUCUGGAUGCCCGCUUACCACCAACCAAGCGGCUCGGGCCAUUCCCCGGUCGUUGAUCCAACAGGUGCAGGCAACUCUUUCUUGGGGGCGCUGACUCAAGGUAUGGUCAGCGAGGGAAGAGAUCCGGCCAAGGUCAUCAAUUCAGUGCUUGCGGGAUCGACAGGUUGGCAGAAGGCAAUGGCAGAUUGGGAGCCUUACCAGAACGUCCUAGUCGCUCUGAUCUUUGCCACUGUCGCUGCAAGUUUCGUCGUAGAACAAAUCGGUGUGCCACGCCUUUCUACAUCUACCGAUGGCAAGGAACUCUGGAACGGAACUGAAUUCACGGAACGAGUCCGUCUGUACACACAGCGAUUGUAUCGAACACUUGAAGAGUCUCCCCAAAAGCACUACCAGAUCAACUGACCGAUCGAAAACGCCAAUCUAUUGUCGUACAGCCCGCAAUAUUAUAGAACAGAAACUUAGCAAUGCCAUUGCAUCCUCCAUAUACCCUCCGUAUAUU
This is a messenger RNA of Aspergillus ochraceoroseus IBT 24754, 1390 nucleotides long. RefSeq lists its product as uncharacterized. Bases 94 to 1293 code for a protein of 399 amino acids. The transcript has 3 exons. NCBI's taxonomy places the organism in Eukaryota, Fungi, Ascomycota, Eurotiomycetes, Eurotiales, Aspergillaceae. The record is from RefSeq and is a predicted model, not a curated record.